This is a messenger RNA of Phialemonium atrogriseum, 1403 nucleotides long. Its product is annotated as putative 2-hydroxyacid dehydrogenase. The record is from RefSeq and is a predicted model, not a curated record. Gene Ontology annotation, molecular function: oxidoreductase activity, acting on the CH-OH group of donors, NAD or NADP as acceptor; NAD binding. NCBI's taxonomy places the organism in Eukaryota, Fungi, Ascomycota, Sordariomycetes, Cephalothecales, Cephalothecaceae. The coding region runs from base 1 to 1041 and encodes 346 amino acids. The transcript has 3 exons.
AUGGGAGGCGACGCCCCUGCCGUCAAUGGCGCGCGGCCGAAGGUGCUGCAGCUCGGGAUUAUUGAACACGCCUUCGACGCCUGGGCAUCCAUCGGCAAGAUCGCCGACAUCAUAACGCCCUCCUCGACCGACCGCGCCGCCUUCCUAUCCGAGGCCCGGUCCGGCGCCUUCGACGGCUGCGCCGUGGCCUACCGGACGUUCGACUCCUUCGACACGACGGGCCGCUUCGACGCCGAGCUCCUCUCCGCCCUCCCGGACUCUCUGCGCUUCGUCUGCCACAACGGCGCCGGCUACGACCAGGUCGACGUGGCCGCCUGCACGGCCCGCGGCGUCCGCGUCUCCAACGCGCCCACCGCCGUUGACGACGCGACCGCCGACCUGGCCGUCUUCCUCGUGCUCGGCGCCCUGCGCAACGUCGCCCAGGGCAUGGCCGCCCUGCGCGCCGGCGCCUGGCGCGGCGAGGGCGACGCCGCCCCGGCCCUCGGCCACGACCCCCAGGGCAAGGUGCUGGGCAUCCUCGGCAUGGGCGGCAUCGGCCGCAACAUGGCCCGCAAGGCCGCCGUGUUCGGCAUGCGCAUCCGCUACCACAACCGCACGAGGCUGGACGCCGAGGUCGAGAGGGAGGUCGGCGCCGAGUACGUCGAUUUCGAGACGCUGCUGCGGGAGAGCGAUGUGCUGAGCUUGAACUUGCCGCUUAACCAACACACCCACCACAUAAUCUCCGCCCCGCAAUUCGCCCAGAUGAAGCCCGGCGCCGUGGUGGUCAACACGGCGCGCGGCGCGGUGAUGGACGAGUCGGCGCUCGUGGCGGCGCUGGCGUCGGGCCGCGUGGCGUCGGCGGGCCUCGACGUGUACGAGGACGAGCCGCGCGUCCACGCGGGCCUCGUCGCCAACCCGCGCGUCCUGCUCGUGCCGCACAUGGGCACCUACACCGUCGAGACGCAGACCAAGAUGGAGGAGUGGACCAUGUCCAACGUCCGCAUGGCUGUCCUCGAGGGGCGCCUGCGGAGCAUCGUGCCCGAGCAGAGGGAUAUGAUAUGAGGUGGGAGGUGGGGGGGAGGUUUGUUGGGCCUUGUCUCUCGUAUUCAGGGGCGCGGAGGGUUCAUCGGCUUCACUCCCUGGCCUCCACUCUGCAGGGAGAUUGGGUAGAUGUGUCCUGGGAAGGGGGAGGUCCGUCAUGGUAUCCCGAUGGGCGAAUAUAUACACUAGGCAAUAUGCUACCAGAAGCCCAUUUGCGAGUCCUACGAGAAUGGUUAUUUAUGGGGGGGAUCUGGCUGGGUGGAUAAAACGGGAAAGGAAAUAGAAGCUACUAAACGACUAGAGCUGGUAGACAUUUUGAAGCUCUCCAUGGAUAGGCAGAGAGAAUAAUAAGAAAGUACACGAAAAGGAGAGUUCUCCCAUAU